Molecule: messenger RNA, 7053 nt
Organism: Brassica rapa (field mustard)
Lineage: Eukaryota; Viridiplantae; Streptophyta; Magnoliopsida; Brassicales; Brassicaceae
Product: eukaryotic translation initiation factor 3 subunit C
Biological process (GO): translational initiation
Cellular component (GO): eukaryotic translation initiation factor 3 complex
Molecular function (GO): translation initiation factor binding; translation initiation factor activity; RNA binding
Source: RefSeq, a predicted model, not a curated record
UUGUUUUCCCUCAUGUUCCCAUCUAAUCCUAGACUGGUGCCAUUAAUGAGAUUUCGUACGCUUUCUCCUCUUCUCAGGAAUCAUUUUUGGCUCAUGGGCUCUUCAGUUCAUGACUGACAAUUUUUUGUACCUUAGGUGGGUAAAGGCUUGUCAAAAGACGAGAAAGCUAGGAAGUUGGCUUUGCAACACUGGUUUGAGGGUUGAGGCAGUAAGAAUAUUCCUGUACCAUUUGUCUUUUUUUUUGCUUGUGACUGUAUUUAAGUUUUGUGUAAAGCCAUGUGUGAUCUUAAUUUUUCUAGCUUAACAGAUUGGUUCUCGACAGCGCUAUGGCCACAAUCUUCGGUUCUAUUAUCAUGCCUGGCUCCAUUGUGACAGUAACCAACCCGGUUUCUAUUGGUAGGUUUGCUAUUCAACAACCAAAAAGUGUGACAGUAUCAGGAGUACAUACAUUUUACGAGCUAACAUAGGCUUGACAUACAAGGAAAAGAAUUGAACCAUGAAAGAUGACCAAGAUCAAAACUAUAUUAACAAAGCAUCAAGUAUCUUGGUCCAGUGAGCUACUGUGCUUAGUAGACCGAUUAUAUAUGCUCCUGACCAAUGUUCUAUUGUUUCUUAAGAACAGACUGGAAGAGAGGCAUAUGAAGUUGUGAUUGAGAAUAGCAAACUAAUCUAUAAGCAAAGUGGGAUAGCUCUGGUCACAAAAGAAGGUCCUCCAGAUGCAAAGUGUAUUUUUGUCCUAAGCGUGUCUAAGAUAAUGUAUACAAACAUUAACAAGGUUCCAUUUUCAAAACUUUCCUCGAUGAAGACAUUGAGGAAUACGAGAAGCCUGUCCCAAAGGAGAAGAUAAUGAAACGUAUAGACUCACACAAAGGAACGAAAUCUUACCAAUUAGCUGAGAGGCUACACUCGAGAUGGAGUACUGGUGCAGGGCCUAGCAUCAGUUGUAUGAGAGAUUACCCAUCAGAGCUUCAGUUUAGGGUUCUUGAACAAGCUCAGCCAUCUCCACGAGCUUCAAGCUUUUCAAACCCAUCUCCUUUUGCCCCGGUUAGAUCACGAGGAACAACUCUUGGAGAGGUCCUUUGGUUCAAGAACUCGAGAGUCUUUAGGUCUAUAUAUAUAUACGAAGCAAAUGCUCACCAUGUAAUGAAGUGACUAAGCUUGAAUAUUUUUUUGUUAUGUACGACCCUGUCACUCGCUAAUGAAUGCACAAAGUGCCGAAACUAAAGGGCUUGAAUGAAAUAUGAUCUUCUUAUUGUGUGCCUGCCUUGUAGAGCCUGCCUUGUUCUACAAGUCACCUUUUUGUUAUUAUCUUUUUCAUAUUUUUGUCGUGUGAUUAUUUUUAAUCAAUUACUAAAUCAUAUAAAGUUGAUGACUUGAUGUCCCUUGAAUGAAUUUUACUCCUCAGCUGAUUUUUAAUGUACGUAGACAAAUGCUAAUCAAAAUAUAUCAAACCAAACCAAAAGCUGUGUUUAAAAAUUAAAACGACUGGUAGAGACAAGAUGUGAAGUUACCAAAAGGUCCUUAGAGAAACCACAAAAGAAAAACCUAACCCUAAAGUCGUGUUCUUUAUUAAGCUUUGGCUGCAUCCACUCUUACCUUUGGUGCCGUUCUCAAACUAGUUUCUUUUCUCCAGAUUCUCCUUGCUUCCACUGCCUAACAUUUACCUCUCCCGCUAAGAAAGAUGUUGAAUUCGAAGUUAUUUGCUAAGCCUGGAAGUGAAAGUGACAAUGGAAGUAGCACCGAGGAAGAGUUAGAUGAGGUUCAAGAUACCAAUACUGCUGGUGGUGCAUCUCGUUAUCUUCCAGGUGGCAGUGACACUGAUGACGGUGAUCUCCCUAAACGUGUUGUUCAGCCAGGCAAAGACAAGCGUUUUGAGGAGAUGGUCCAUACCGCUGAGCAGAUGAAGCAUGCGAUGAACGUCAAUAAUUGGGUUAGUCUACUAGAGAACUUUGACAAGAUCAACAAGCAGCUGGAGAAAGUUAUGAGGAUUAAAGAGGCUGUGAAGGCUCCAGUCUUGUACAUCAAAACCCUUGUCAUGUUGGAAGACUUCUUAAAUGAAACUACUCUGGAAGCAAAGAAUGAGAUGAGCCACAGUAACUCCAAGGCUUUGAACUCAAUGAGACAGAGGUUGAAGAAGAAUAAUAAGAUGUAUGAAGAAGAGAUCAAUAAAUAUAGAGAGUCUUCGGAAACCGAGGAAGCGAAGGUAUCAGAGGAAGAGUUGUGUAAUAAGGAUCCAAAAGAGAUCACAUGGGAAUGGAUCAACCAAAAACUCAAAGAAGUUGUGUCUGCACGUGGAAGGAAAGGAACUGCUAGAUCUGAACUGAUUGAUCAGCUCACACACCUGAUGAGACUGGCCAAAACUCCAGCGCAGAAACUCGAGAUCUUGUUCGGUCUUGUCUCCGCACAGUUCGAUGUGAAUCCUGGUCUUAGCGGACACAUGCCUAUCGACGUCUGGAAGAAGUGUGUGAACAACAUGUUUACGAUACUUGACGUUCUUGUCAAGUACGAUAACAUCGUUGUCGACGACGCGGUUGAGCCUGACGAGAACGAAACUUCGAGACCAGAAGACUAUGAUGGGAAGAUUCGUGUCUGGGGGAACCUUGUUGCAUUCGUGGAGAGGAUAGAUACUGAGUUUUUCAAGAGUUUGCAGAGCGUUGAUCCUCAUGCGCGUGAGUAUGUGGAGAGAUUGAGAGAUGAGCCGAUGUUGUUAGCUCUUGCUCAAAACAUACAAGUCUACUUUGAGCGGUGUGGUGACUUUAAAUCUGCGGCAAAGGUGGCUUUAAGACGAGUUGAGUCAGUUUACUACAAGCCUCAGGAAGUUUAUGACGCUAUGAGGAAACUGGCUGAGCAAGAAGAUGAUAGUACUGGACCUGUUGUUCCUCGUAAGCCUACUUUUGCAGAGAGUAGUCGAGCUAUGAUGGAUGGUCUCGUCUCACUUAUUUACAAGUAUGGAGAUGAAAGGACCAAAGCACGUGCGAUUUUAUGUGAUAUCUACCACCAUUCUUUAAUGGACAAGUUCGGGACUGCUAGGGACUUGUUGCUGAUGAGUCAUCUUCAGGACAAUGUUCAGCAUAUGGACAUGUCAACGCAGAUCCUCUUUAACAGAUCGAUGGCUCAGCUUGGUCUUUGCGCGUUUCGAGUUGGAAUGUUUACCGAGGCUCAAAGCUGCCUCUCUGAGCUGUGUUCUGGUCAAAGGGCGAGGGAAUUGCUUGCUCAAGGUGUCUCCCAAAGUAGAAAGGAGAAGACUCCUGAACAGGAAAGAUUGGAGAGGAGACGACAGAUGCCAUAUCACAUGCACAUAAACCUUGAGCUUCUUGAAGCUGUUCAUCUCAUAUGCGCCAUGCUAUUGGAAGUCCCUAACAUGUCAGCCAACUCUCAUGAUGCCAGACGCAAGGUGAUUAGCAAGAAUCUCCGUCGCCUGAUUGAGAUCAGCGAGAGGCAAGCAUUCACUGCUCCUCCUGAGAACGUCCGUGACCAUGUCAUGGCAGCAACUCGAGCUCUCACCAAAGGAGACUUCGAAAAGGCUGUUGAGGUUUUAAGCUCUCUUGAUAUAUGGAAACUGCUCAAGAAUCGCGAAACCGUUCUUGAUAUGGUGAAGGCUAGGGUCAAAGAGGAGGCGUUGAAGACUUAUCUCUUAACAUACUCAGCCUCUUACGAGUCCCUACGUCUAGAUCAUCUUGCUAAGAUGUUUGGUCUCUCUGAGAACCAAGUCCACAGCAUCGUGAGCAAGAUGAUGAUCAGUGAAGAACUCCAUGCAUACUGGGACCAACCUACACAUUGCAUCCUCUUCCACGAUGUCCAGCACAACAGGUUGCAAACGUUGGCUUUCAAGUUAAUAGAAAAACUUGCUGUUCUUGCGGAGAGUAAUGAAAGAGCAAUGGAGGCUAGGACCGGUGGAUAUGGAGGAAGAGGUGGUGGAACAGAGAACAGGGGAAUGCAGAUGGACGGCACGAGCCCUAUGGUCAGUCUCAACCGAGUUGUUCGCGCGUAGACUUACUUUGAUCACAUUUAAAAGCCAAAGGACUAGAGACAUCCUAAGACUUUGUUGUCAAUCUUUUUCUUCAAACUUGUUUUAAGACACCAGGAAACAGAUGGGUUCUACUUUUAUGUUCUGUUUUGGUUUUUAUUGUUUGUGGUUAAGAGAUUUUGACCUCUUUGGAUUUAUUUUUGUCUUUUCCCUAGCUAUUUACAUUAACUUUCUUUUUGUGGCUAAAUAGCUAUUUACAUAAACUUGUAGCAACAGUUUUCAUUGGCUGGUAAUAUAGAAUAGUUCAACCAAGUGUGGACGGUCCGGUGGUCUUGAGGGAGCUUUGGCCCCAAUACGGACCCGGGUUCGAAUUCUGCUGGCCACCGUCGAUUAAAAUAGGGUGAUAAAGGCAGCUCUCCAGGAUGCCUUCUGCGGAGGUGUACGUAGGCGCUAGUCGGGUUCCCUCCAGGGUGUUCAGAUUACCUGGAUUAUCAAAAAAAAAUAUAGAAUAGUUCGUGCAACUGUUUUCAUUGACCAGUCUCCAUUGUUGUGGCUUUUAAAGAACUUAUGUUUGUAUCAAAACGGUGUAAAAGCAGAAGCUGAACGAAAGAAUAACAUAAAUCAAGUCAAAAUAAUACUAUCUCACAAGAAAUAGAUUCAUGAUUAAGAAGGUAGCUGAAUAACACAAAUAUUCAUGGUGUUUAUUUAGUUCACUGACCUGGUUGCCUAAAUGAAAACCAUAAAUAUUUAAACAAAAAAAAAUCAAACUAGCAGCAAGACCUAAUUCUUUUAUGUUUCUACUCUUUGCCUCUUGUUUCUUUCUUGGGACAAGAACAUAAGAUGAGGUGAAGCCGCCUGCAAACUAUUCAAGUCGCGGUGUAUUCUAUCUCCCUCCGAAUCAUCAUGGGGUUGUGACGAGAAUUUUGAUUUCUUCAAACGAGUAGCGUUCGUUAUAACGUAUGUGGCCAUGUCUAAAUCUCCUCGUCUCCCUUUGUAACCUUUCCACUCGAAAAUUUCAAAACUGUGCAGGAAACACUCGGGAACAGAACUCGGUCGCUUCCAGCUCUCCGGGGUUUCUAUACUAGUAAAUUCAAGCUGAUGUUCCUAAUGAAGAGUACCAAACACUAACAUCAAUCAUAUCGGGAGGUGAUAAAAAAAUCAUAAUUAUUUAUUAAAAAAAAACGCUUGCUUACAUCAGUGAGUUUGAGCGAUCUUAGCUUGGGAGAAUCUUGGAGCAUACGAGUGACAAGAUCCCACCAACCUUGAGCACAUGUAUUCAGUGUCAGAUCAACGAGAUUGUGGAAGAUCAUGCCACAAGGAGACAGAACCUGUACACAACAACAACAUAAGUGAAGAAAAAACAUUCCAUUCCUUUUAGUUCACACAUAUAUAUGGUGUUAAUGUACGUACCUCUAAAAAGGAUAAACAUAGGGUAAGCGAGCGGGCACAAGUAAAAGCUUUCAGAAACUUGUGGUUACGUACUGCAAAAGUCAUUUCAACAUGUGCAACUUCUAAGUUAGGCAUAUGCUCAAUUUGAUGGAAGUCGUAAAGGACAUCAUCUCGAACGUAAAGCCACACGAGAGACGGAGCAUCUAUAACAAACCCGCUACCCUUUUGGUUUCUUCCGUUAUUAUACAUGAUCAAUUUCCCUAGAGAAGGAGGCACCAUGAGAGCCACGUCCAGGUUAUCAUGGUGCACAAGGAGAAAGUCAAGAUUAGGACAACCGGAUAAAAGCCUUGUAAGAGACGACACCUUGUUGUCUGCGUAAUCCACAUCUACAAGUUUCAAAGUUUUCAGAGACGGGAGUCGAACAGAAAAAGGAACAUCCAAACGAAAGCAAUCAUAGAGUUCCAAGGUUUCUAGUGUUUCACAUGUAUACAUGCUACUCGGCAAGCUGAUCAUGGUCCCUCUCUCAUUAGAAGGAUGGAUGAUAGCUAUAAUCGCUUGCACACGGUGACAAACAACUGCGGUUUCAAUCCAAUUACCAACAUCUAUUGCUUGACACUUGGAACCUAGAUUGAGAUCCAAGGUCUCUAGAACCGGUGCCUUAUUUGACAUCAAUGACCUGUAAACAAACUGCGUGAAGGUCGCAUAGUUUUCAUUACUGUAGCUGCAAUCGGCAUAAUCAAGCUUUGGAACUAAACUCCAAAGACGCAGCCAUCUUUUCGACAAACAACAUGUGGCCAUGACAUGUUUCGUCGGGACACGUGACAGUAUUCGGAUGAGCAAGUCAUCUGACAAUUGACUGAUCAUGUCCAUGUUUGUAUAUUUUCGAAUAGAGAUCACAAUUCACGCAUUCUCUACUUAUAGAAGUCGAUAACUUUUUUUUUGUUUUCCUAUUAAACAAUGGGGUUGAUAUUCCUUUUUUUUAGUGAAUCGCAUACUUUGCAUAAAUGUAUUUGAGUAGUUUUCCUCUUCACUGAUAUAAAUCUUAUUUUCCUUUUUUAUUUUAUUUUCCUGUAAUUAAUCAGGAUUAUGAUUAUUAUUACUAUUAUUUUAAACAUGUGUGAUUCAUUCAUUCUGUGAAACCUUUGUGUGUUAAAUAAAUCAUUUAUUAAUAGGGGCACGGUACAUGAUGGGAUUCUUGAAAGGCACGGCACGAAGGAGUAAUUAGGGUUUUGCUCAUUAGUGAGUAUUCGAUUACUGUGUUGUUACUUGUGCAGUACCCGAAAUAUAAGGUGAUUGAUUCUUGAGAGUGUUUUGGAGAUGAUAAAGACAGAAGAAGAAGCAGACUGGUUGGUUCCUUUGGUAGUCUCUUACAUUAACUUGUGAAACAGUUAUCAUCGUCUUGCAAUAUAAAAUCUUAAAUGCCCCUGUUUAUCAUUGACCAGUCUCCAUUGUUGUGGCUUUAAAGAACAUAUAUUGGUCAUGUUUGGAUCAAAACAGUGUAAAAAGCAUAAAUUGAAGGAAAGAAUUAACAUGAAAUUAAGUCAAAAUAAUAUCUCACAAGAAAUAGAUUCUGAUGCAAGAAGGGAGCUAAAUAAUUUCAGCCAAACACAAACAUUCAUGGGACUAGGUUUUAUAGUUCAUUGACCUCAUUGCCUAUAUUACACUAUUCCAAGGUAGAAGGCUAAAUCGAUUUCAAA